Molecule: messenger RNA, 1584 nt
Organism: Cricetulus griseus (Chinese hamster)
Lineage: Eukaryota; Metazoa; Chordata; Mammalia; Rodentia; Cricetidae
Source: RefSeq, a predicted model, not a curated record
GAUGAUAACUUGCUCUUGCUUCUGCGAGCAGAGUUAUAUCUAACCAUGAAGAACUAUGAGCAAGCCCUGCGGGAUGCAGAUGCAGUCUGCCAAAGGGAGCCUCUCCUGACUAAGGGGCACCAUAUCAAAGCUCAGAUUCUUUCCGGAUUGGGAAGAAGUAAAGAAGUGUUAAAGGAAUUUAUCUACUGCCUUGCUUUAAAUCCUGAAUGUAACUCAGCAAAGAAAGAGACACAGAAGGUUAUAUGUGAGGUGUUCUUUCCAGCUUCAGAGAAUGAGCAUCAAAAUUCAACAGCUCCUACCCAAAUCGGACCAAAGGCCCAUUGUGAUGACCAGAUGAAUCCCCAGCAUCCUCUGGAAGAAGGCAGUGAUGCUAAUACAGGCAGUUCAGAGAAUCCAUCUGAGAAGUCUGAUGUACUCGGGAAUGCCAGUUCUUCGGUUUUAUAUUUUAUUCUGGGCCUACACUGUGAAGAGGACAAAAAGGCUUUGGAAGGUGUCAUCCCAGCAGCACCAAGCAGCACUUUAAAGAGACAGCUUCCAAGUGACACAGAAGAUGAGUGUGACAGAAACACUCCCGAAAAAGUCCCCAAGAAAGAUUCCUCACCUCAGGGGAACGUGAACUCUCUGGAAGAGCCAGAGUUCACGAUUGACGUGACUGACUUUGAGUGUGCUCUGUGCAUGAGGUUGCUCUUUGAACCUGUCACUACGCCCUGCGGACAUACAUUUUGCCUAAAAUGCCUUGAGCGCUGCCUUGACCAUGCUCCACACUGCCCACUGUGCAAGGACAAGCUUUCAGAGUUGUUGGCAACCAGAAACUUUAAUGUAACUGUCCUGACUGAAGAAUUGAUGUUCCGAUACUUACCAGAAGAGCUGUCUGCUAGGAAGAGGACUUACGACGAAGAAAUGUCAGAACUAUCAAACCUGACCAGAGAUGUGCCCAUCUUUGUGUGUGCCAUGGCCUUCCCUACAGUUCCCUGCCCUCUCCAUGUCUUUGAGCCCCGCUAUCGCCUCAUGAUAAGAAGAUGCAUGGAAACUGGCACCAAGCGGUUUGGCAUGUGUUUAUCUGCAGAGAAUGCAGGAAUUUCGGAGUACGGCUGCAUGCUGGAGAUAAAGGAUGUCAGAACUUUUCCCGAUGGAAGCUCCGUUGUGGAUGCAGUAGGGAUUAGCCGCUUCAGAGUACUGAACCAUCGCCACAGGGAUGGCUAUAACACAGCGGACAUCGAGUACCUGGAAGAUGAGAAGGUGGAAGGUGCGGAGUAUGAAGAACUCGCUGCCCUUCACGAGUCGGUGUACCAGCAGUCUGUUUCCUGGUUUGCCUCUCUCCAGGAUCACAUGAAAAAACAAAUCCUAAGCCAUUUCGGGUCGAUGCCAGAGAGGGAACCUGAGCCACAGAGCAAUUCUAGUGGUCCUGCAUGGUCCUGGUGGAUUCUGGCGGUGUUGCCGUUGGAACGCAAGGCUCAGCUGGCCAUUCUCGGCAUGGCCUCCUUGAAAGAGCGUCUGCUUGCCAUUCGACGGAUAUUGGUCAUCAUUACACGUAAGAUGAAUAGUCGCCAAGAGAUGGCUAACAAUGCAGAGAGAGAUAAUUGA